This is a messenger RNA of Perognathus longimembris pacificus (Pacific pocket mouse), 762 nucleotides long. RefSeq names its product kallikrein related peptidase 12 (gene Klk12). The record is from RefSeq and is a predicted model, not a curated record. Gene Ontology annotation, biological process: proteolysis. Gene Ontology annotation, molecular function: serine-type endopeptidase activity. Lineage: Eukaryota; Metazoa; Chordata; Mammalia; Rodentia; Heteromyidae. The transcript is spliced from 5 exons. Bases 1 to 762 code for a protein of 253 amino acids.
AUGAGGCCCAGAGCCUUUAUGUUCCUGGUUGUUCUUGCCUCCACUGCUGGGCCAGGCGCCAGUCAAACCGACCUGGAGAGGAUUUUUGAUGGGGUGGAGUGUGUCCGGAAUUCUCAGCCAUGGCAGGUGGCGCUGUUUGAGGGAAACAACCUGCGCUGUGGGGGUGUCCUCAUUGACCCUGACUGGGUUCUCACAGCUGCCCACUGUAGGGGCAGGUACUGGGUACGUCUGGGGGAACACAGCCUGAGCCGGCUGGAUUGGACAGAGCAGAUUCGCCUCAGCACCUUCUCCAUAACCCACCCCAGCUACCAAGGAGCCCUUCGGAGCCAUGAGCACGACCUGCGGCUCCUGCGCCUGGGGAGAACCGUCCGCCUGACCCGCAGCGUCCAGCCCCUGCCCCUGCCCACAUCUUGUGCCCCUGCUGGGGCCAAAUGUCACAUCUCAGGCUGGGGAACCACCAACAAGCCAUGGAACCCAUUCCCAGACCGACUCCAGUGCCUCAACCUCUCCAUCGUCGCCAGUGACACCUGCCAGGCAGUGUUUCCUGGGAGAAUCACAGACAACAUGGUGUGUGCCGGCGGCCUUCCAGGGAAGGAUGCAUGUCAGGGUGACUCUGGGGGCCCUCUGGUGUGUGGAGGUGUCCUUCAGGGUUUGGUAUCCUGGGGUUCCGUGGGGCCUUGUGGACAAAAAGGCAUCCCAGGAGUCUACACGAAAGUGUGCAAAUAUGUGGACUGGAUCCUGAUGGUCAUGAGGAACAACUAG